This is a messenger RNA of Thalassophryne amazonica, 1944 nucleotides long. Its product is annotated as LIM/homeobox protein Lhx6. The record is from RefSeq and is a predicted model, not a curated record. Gene Ontology annotation, biological process: neuron differentiation; regulation of transcription by RNA polymerase II; forebrain neuron development. Gene Ontology annotation, molecular function: DNA-binding transcription factor activity, RNA polymerase II-specific; RNA polymerase II transcription regulatory region sequence-specific DNA binding. The coding region runs from base 409 to 1281 and encodes 290 amino acids. Gene Ontology annotation, cellular component: nucleus. The transcript is spliced from 9 exons. Lineage: Eukaryota; Metazoa; Chordata; Actinopteri; Batrachoidiformes; Batrachoididae.
CAGGGGGAGUGUUCUGUUCUGUGCUGAAAAGAGAAAGGCAGAGAGAGAAAAAACAAAUCUUUCUUGUGUUCCACGAGAGUAUCUGGAUUUUUUUUAUUAUUAUUAUUAUUUUGCUGACAAACUGCGGGGGAAAAUGAGAACUUUUACCGGAUUUUGUUUUCGAGGCUUUGUGGAACUUUUCCACGCGUGACGCGCAGCCAUGUGCUGUUCCACAUCCAGUCCAGCAGCACCGUGGCGUUAUGAUCGUAUCUCAUGUCUUCCAAUAUUUAUCACAGAACUGGAUUUAAAUGCAGGAGAAACUGUUUUGCGUUGUUUUGGACCGGAUAUAGUGUGGGUUGGGGCAGAGAUGCGUAAUGAGAAGAACGAGCUCCAUCUUCUUUCCAAAUAGGCAGCGUUCAGCACCACAAAAUGUCUAAAUCGGAGGUGAAGAAGGAGUCUGUCGAGGAGUUCAGCCCGUCGGAGGCCUCCUGCCUCUGUUCCCCUCCGGCGGCCAAAAACCAGUGCGCGAGCUGUGGCAUGGAGAUCCAAGACCGAUACCUGCUGAAGGUGAACAACUUGAACUGGCACCUGGGUUGUUUGGAGUGUUCAGUGUGCAGAGCCUCACUGCGCCAACACAGCAGCUGCUACGUCAAAAAUAAAGAAAUCUAUUGCAAACUGGAUUAUUUCAGUAGGUUCGGCACUAAAUGCGCCCAGUGCGGGCGUCACGUGUACGCCAGUGACUGGGUGCGGCGGGCCCGGGGCAGUGUGUACCACCUGGCCUGUUUUGCCUGUUUCUCCUGUAAGAGGCAGCUGUCCACUGGUGAGGAAUUUGGUCUGGUGGAGGGACGGGUGCUGUGCCGGAGCCACUACGAUGUCAUGCUGGAGAACCUGCGCAGAGCUGCUGAAAACGGCACAGGACUGACUUUGGAAGGAGCUCUGCCCUCCGAUCAGGAUUGCCAGCCGAAACCGGCUAAGAGGGCGCGGACAUCAUUCACUGCAGAACAGUUACAGGUGAUGCAGACCCAGUUUGCACAGGACAACAACCCCGAUGCUCAGACUCUGCAGAAACUGGCAGAAAUGACAGGACUCAGCAGGUCUGGUUUCAGAACUGCCGUGCCCGACACAAAAAGCAGCCCCCACAGAACAGUUACUCUCAGAGCGCACCGCUGUCCAGAAUGCCUUCAUCACUACCAGAAGAAAUCCAGUAUUCACCAUUCAGCAGCCCGGACCGGCCACAUCUCCUGGCCCUGCAUGGAUACCUGGACAGUCAUCCCUUCUCUGUGCUCGCUCCUGGUCACCUGACCCAUCCGUCUAUCUCUUUGCCACAGCUUCCCAUCAGCCGCUGACCCCCCCCCCCCCCCCCCCCCUUGUCUGCCUUUGGUCUGAUGUUGUGAGUAAUCCUUUGGGACGCAUGCUGUAAAUGUCUUGGACUCUAAUCCUCCGACGGCAGGAUCUCAGUCGGUCGGAUGCCUUGUUUCAGGACUGCCAUAGACUGACUGACGUUUUAGUAAAAACUGAUCAGACUGUGCUGAUUGGACAAACGUCUGGCCUCCACUCUGGUACGGGAGCUUUGUUUUUGUAUGACGCAGAGAAGAUGACCACUUUGAUUUGAUUUUACGUGUUGAUGAUGGGACACAAAGCAUUGCAUCAGGUCAGAAUCUUUUCCUUCCAUUUACUCACUCACAAAGUAUUUCAGGGCUGCAGUAUAAGCUUUCAAAGGAAAAAAGAAAAGGAGUGUUCUAGCAGUAUUUUAAACCUCAGCAUUUUUUUGUAACGUGACAAGCACAUUUGAAUCUUUACUGUGGUUUGUUGUUGUAUUGUUGACAGAAAACCAGAAACUCUUAUUUAUUCAGAAUGAAACUACAGAAAAAGAAGCACUUUUAAAUGUGUCUUGAAGUGAAAUAAUUCAAGUGAUUGUACAAUGUAAAUACUGCCGCGGUUUAAUAAAAUGUAUGAACCUUUUAA